Messenger RNA from Leopardus geoffroyi (Geoffroy's cat), 1301 nucleotides. It is a transcript of the gene MUSTN1, whose product is annotated as musculoskeletal, embryonic nuclear protein 1. The record is from RefSeq and is a predicted model, not a curated record. The transcript has 3 exons. The coding region runs from base 860 to 1108 and encodes 82 amino acids. Lineage: Eukaryota; Metazoa; Chordata; Mammalia; Carnivora; Felidae. Gene Ontology annotation, cellular component: nucleus. Gene Ontology annotation, biological process: chondrocyte proliferation; chondrocyte differentiation; tissue regeneration.
UGGAUCUCGCCCACCUGCUUUCAGCAACCUAAAUGUCAGGCCAGGCACCUUUGGGUGACCUCACCCAGUCAGAGGCUCUGUGCCCUUCCCUGCCUACACUCACUAGUGCCCUUACCACAAAGCAGGUUUUCUUCUGGUCCUUUCUGGGCACUUUACCUCCCGCCUUUUGUCCCUUUGCUACCCUUGCACUAGGAGCCAGGCAGAGGGCAAAAACACAGAUGAAGCAGCUCCCCGAGCUUGUCACAGCCUCAGCUGCUCACCUGUGAACCAUGGGGGCUGUGCUCACUGUGAGCAAGUGCUCCCAAGUGUCACACACAGGAAGCUUCUGCUCUGCUGCCAUGCAGGAUGGAAAGUCUCUUUCCUCUGGAAUCCAUAGAAGGGUAAAAGAGAGGGAAAAAUAAGCUCAGAGCGGUCCAGCCUUGCCCAGGGCCCUCCCUUCCCUCAGGGACACCCACCCCAUUGGGAUGGACUCUCCCAGGUGGACAGCUCAGGCUGCCACACACAUUCCAGGACCCACACUCAUAAAUCCUCAUUGCGCACUGCCAGGCCUGGCACCUCCCACCUGCAUAAGAGCACCUGUUCUCAAGGGCCCCGGGUCUCCCCAGCUGUCCUUUUCCACAGGGCUGUGGCCCCCGGGCAGCAGUGCUCAGCGAGCCCCUAUCAUCUCUAAGAAUAAACUCUGAAGCUGCAGACUGUGCGGACCUGAAUCAUCAGGAAGCCCAUCGAGGAGGGGAGUGGCUUUCCGGGACAAGCAAGUGGACUAUAUAAGCCCCAGAGGGCUGGCGCUGCCCCGAUCUCUUCCACCGGCUUCUGCCUGCCAGAGGGGAGCCUUUGCAGCAGCUCUCGCACAACGCCCACCAUGUCCCAGGCUGGUGCUCAGGAGGCCCCCAUCAAGAAGAAGCGCCCCCCCGUGAAGGAGGAAGAUCUGAAGGGGGCCCGUGGGAACCUGGCCAAGAACCAGGAGAUCAAGUCCAAGACCUACCAGGUCAUGCGGGAGUGUGAACUAGCUGGUUCCACCGCCCCGUCGGUGUUCAGCGGCACCCGGACCGGCACCGAGACCGUCUUUGAGAAACCCAAAGCUGGACCUGCCAAGAGUGUCUUUGGCUAAGAAGUGCACACCAUUCCUCUCGCCACUGCCAACUCCUAGAUGCAGGAGCCUUUCCCAAAAACUUUUUUUAUGCCAGAAUGCACCUUCUCACCUGCUGCCUCUGGGACUGCCGCCUGUCCCUCAGAGCCCUGGUCCCUCAGCCCAGGGAGUCUGCACCGGCACCUGGGGAACAAUAAAGAGGAUGCCCAAGUGA